Molecule: messenger RNA, 1797 nt
Organism: Setaria italica (foxtail millet)
Lineage: Eukaryota; Viridiplantae; Streptophyta; Magnoliopsida; Poales; Poaceae
Product: tubulin beta-7 chain
Exons: 3
Coding region: 153-1490 (445 amino acids)
Biological process (GO): microtubule cytoskeleton organization; mitotic cell cycle
Cellular component (GO): cytoplasm; microtubule
Molecular function (GO): structural constituent of cytoskeleton; GTP binding; GTPase activity
Source: RefSeq, a predicted model, not a curated record
CAUAAAGCACCAUUUCAAAUCAGUCCUCACCCAAACCACAAGCCGCAGCCCCGCAGCACACGCGCACCACCAGGCACCCGACCCACACCCGCGCCGCUCCCCCUCCGACCCCAGCCGCUCCGGCGAAGUCACCGGCGAAGGCGGCGUCAGCCAUGAGGGAGAUCCUGCACAUCCAGGGCGGGCAGUGCGGGAACCAGAUCGGCGCCAAGUUCUGGGAGGUGAUCUGCGACGAGCACGGCAUCGACGCCACGGGCCGCUACGCGGGGGACUCGGACCUCCAGCUCGAGCGCAUCAACGUCUACUACAACGAGGCCAGCGGGGGGCGGUUCGUGCCUCGCGCCGUGCUCAUGGACCUCGAGCCAGGGACCAUGGACUCCGUGCGCUCGGGCCCCUUCGGCCAGAUCUUCCGCCCCGACAACUUCGUCUUCGGCCAGUCCGGCGCCGGCAACAACUGGGCCAAGGGACACUACACCGAGGGCGCCGAGCUCAUCGACUCCGUCCUCGACGUCGUCCGCAAGGAGGCCGAGAACUGCGACUGCCUCCAGGGUUUCCAAGUUUGCCAUUCGUUGGGAGGAGGCACUGGAUCUGGCAUGGGCACCCUUCUUAUUUCUAAGAUCAGGGAGGAGUACCCUGAUAGGAUGAUGUUGACCUUCUCUGUCUUCCCAUCGCCAAAAGUUUCAGAUACUGUUGUGGAGCCAUACAAUGCUACACUUUCGGUUCACCAACUUGUUGAGAAUGCUGAUGAAUGUAUGGUGCUUGACAAUGAAGCUCUGUAUGACAUAUGCUUCCGCACGCUAAAGCUCGCCACCCCUACCUUUGGUGACCUGAACCAUCUUAUCUCUGCUACCAUGAGUGGUGUCACAUGCUGCCUGAGGUUCCCUGGUCAGCUCAACUCCGACCUGCGCAAGCUUGCUGUGAACCUCAUCCCGUUCCCUCGUCUCCAUUUCUUCAUGGUUGGCUUUGCGCCGCUGACCUCACGUGGAUCGCAGCAGUACCGUGCCCUCACCGUCCCUGAGCUGACUCAGCAGAUGUGGGAUGCCAAGAACAUGAUGUGCGCCGCCGACCCCCGCCAUGGCCGCUACCUCACGGCCUCAGCCAUGUUCCGCGGGAAGAUGAGCACCAAGGAGGUGGACGAGCAGAUGCUCAACGUCCAGAACAAGAACUCUUCCUACUUCGUGGAGUGGAUCCCCAACAACGUCAAGUCCAGCGUGUGUGACAUCCCGCCCAAGGGGCUGAAGAUGGCGGGCACCUUCGUGGGGAACUCCACCUCCAUCCAGGAGAUGUUCCGCAGGGUGAGCGAGCAGUUCACCGCCAUGUUCAGGCGCAAGGCCUUCUUGCACUGGUACACCGGUGAGGGCAUGGACGAGAUGGAGUUCACCGAGGCUGAGAGCAACAUGAACGACCUGGUUGCAGAGUACCAGCAGUACCAGGAUGCCACCGCUGACGAGGAGUACGAGGAUGAGGAGGAAGAGGAAGCUGUGGCCGAAUAGCGAUGAGCGGCCGUCGCCGGCCAGGUUGUGUCCCUGUGAAUUGAGUUUGUCUUCUAUGCUUCUCGUGGCUUUUGCAUGAUGGAUUGAUCACGUACAUUGUCGUCGUCGUUGAGGUUGCGUCUGUGCUUCGGCUGCGGUCACCUGUAAUGUACCUACUGUAAUAGGUCGCCGUCCGUUUCUGCUCCGCAUCCCGUGGACCUUGGUCAAGUAGCUUAUGGCUUUGCACUGAUAGUGCUCUCCUCGAGCUGGUCGCCUGUAAUUUCUGACGAGUAUUGGUAGUAGUGAGUGAUUUCCCAUCUCUGUUAAA